UAACAUCACCAAACGUCAGCGUGUUCAACUGAAUUUAAACGGGUUUGUUUACAAACACAACACCUGUCACUUUGACAGUAUAAUUAUUUCCGCUUUCGUUGUUUUUUAUUUUUUUGUCUGUUGUAUCAAAAAAUAACCUCUAGCAUUAACUUAAUAAUCAUAUAAUUAACGCAUUAUUGUUUUAUGAAUAUAUUAAAAAUGCCGUUUUUUACAAAUAAAUUUUCACCAAAAAAAACUCCACUGAGAAAAGCACCGACGUCGUUGGCCAAUAGAGACUUGAGUCCUAAACGAAUUGAAAGAGAACUUGGUCCUGAAAUAGGGUCUAUUAAAAUUCGUCUUGGUGAUCAUGAAGCAGUAUUUGAUGGUGGUACUUGGAUUCCUGACUCAGGUAAAAUAGGCGGAACGUAUAAAGAAAAUGAAAAAUUAAAAAAAGAAAUAAUAAAAUUGGAGGAAGAGAAUAACUUUCUUAGAUUAAAAUUUGAAUUGAUGCUAGACAUGUUGACGGAAACUACUGCUCAAGUACAAUUAAAUAAAGAUCAAGUUGAAAACUUAAAAAUUAAAACGUCUUACAACAAACGGACAGCAACAUAAUAAUAAUAGUAAUAAUAAUAAUAAUAAUAAUCCCUGAAGAUCAUUGAU
Molecule: messenger RNA, 639 nt
Organism: Microplitis mediator
Lineage: Eukaryota; Metazoa; Arthropoda; Insecta; Hymenoptera; Braconidae
Gene: Cby
Product: protein chibby homolog 1
Exons: 3
Coding region: 184-591 (135 amino acids)
Source: RefSeq, a predicted model, not a curated record